CUUCCGCGGUGCAGUUUAGAGGCGUCGUUUUAGCAGCAGAGUAAGAGAGAGAGAGAGAGAGGUUCUUAAUUUACAUGUUACUCUGCAAUUGAGAGAGAGAGAGAGAGAGAGAGAGAGAGAGAAGGGGAAAAUGGGGUACGUACUGAGAGUGAGAUUGGCGUCGUUCUUCACUGGGGCUGCAACGGCGUCGUUUGCGGGUCUCUACAUCCUUCACAGGGAUUACAAGGUUGCGCAGGAAUCCUUCACUCAACAGAUGAAUGGUCUCUACGAGUCACUAGACAGUCGAAUUUCUUCCUUGGAAAAACUGAAACAAAAUGAAACUUCCCAACAGGUGGAAGCAACAGAAUAAGUGUCCGGAUUGAGUCAUCCAUCGUGGUUAAUUGUUGUAGGAAAAAAUUGAUUGGAUGUACUCACUAUGAAAAGUGACUUUUCUCAGUUUACUCUCGUCAGGAAUAAGUUAAAUUUAACUCAUUUUAUGGCAUCUCAUCUGGCUGAAAUAUUUCACCUGAAGAGUAGGGAUCAGUUCUCUAUCCGGAUGUAUUUUGGAUUAUUUUUUGAGCCUAGAGCAUUUUGCUUUUAUGGCUGUUAUAUGUGGUGAUUAAUGUAUUCUUGGGAGAUGUGUUUUCUUUUUU
Molecule: messenger RNA, 632 nt
Organism: Gastrolobium bilobum
Lineage: Eukaryota; Viridiplantae; Streptophyta; Magnoliopsida; Fabales; Fabaceae
Exons: 2
Coding region: 131-349 (72 amino acids)
Source: RefSeq, a predicted model, not a curated record